CUUUAAUUUUAGGCUUUAUUAUGUAUAAAACCCCACUCUCUCCAAGUCGUCCUUGAUUCCUUGCUCACCUCGAAAGCCAUGGCGAUAUCACAGUAUGCCCUAUUCACGCUCUUCCUCUUCCUUGUGCUCUUGUCGGAGCACCUCGCCGGAGCAGAACCCACCGCCGCAGCAGUGACCGCGAGGCACCAUCCGAUCCCCACACCCACGGACGUCAACUUCAUCAAGUCUACCUGCAUGGCCACACGCUACCCGGCCCUGUGCGUCCGCUCCCUCUCGGGCUACGCCGCUGCUAUCAGGCGCAACGACCGCCACCUCGCCCAGGCCGCCCUCCUCGUCAGCCUCUCCCGGGCCCGGUCCUCUGAUUCCUUCUUCUCGCGCCUCGCCCGCUCCCGCGGACUUGGGCCUUGGGACCACCGCGCUGUCAGGGACUGCGUCGAGAACUUGAGGGACACUGUCGACCAGCUGGCCCAAUCCAUGCGGGAGCUCGGUCGCGCAGGCCGGGAGGCGGGCCAGGACUUCGAGUGGCACAUGAGCAACGUGCAGACGUGGGUCAGUGCCGCCCUCACAGAUGAGGACACGUGCAUGGAUGGGUUCUCGGGCCAUGCCUACGGGAACAAGAGGCUGAAGGCCGUGGUGCGACGGCGGGUGGUGGGCGUGGCCCAGGUCACGAGCAAUGCGCUCGCACUGGUCAACCGGUUCGCGUCCAAGCACAGGGUAAUGGGAGAGCCCUAACCAGAACUUCCACUCAAGUCUACUCGCGUAUGAGUGGCUCGAGAUGAGUACUAGUGCACGAGCACGUCCAGGGUAAGUUUUUUUGUUAGAUUUGACUAGCUAGAUAUCUCGUUCGAGUUGUACGUACGUACAAACAGUAAUAUCAAAAGAUGUGUGAAAUAUCGGUGUCGCUUAAUGUAAGAUAAGAUGAUGGAACUAGAGAGAUGUAAUUGUGAUGUUCUGCCGAGGGAUAAAUAUGCUAUGGUGAUGCUGCGCCAUGAUUUUGCUACUUUU
Messenger RNA from Punica granatum (pomegranate), 1005 nucleotides. The record is from RefSeq and is a predicted model, not a curated record. NCBI's taxonomy places the organism in Eukaryota, Viridiplantae, Streptophyta, Magnoliopsida, Myrtales, Lythraceae.